AGGCUUCUGUACAUGACCGUUGAGCAAAUUUUCGAACUCAACGGCUUUACGCUCCUUUGCGCUCUCUCUCCCUUUGAAUUUCACAAUUUUUUUCUCUUGAAUCUCCAAUGGCUAAGCCCAAAAAGUCGAAUAAUUCAUCGGAUAGAGAGAAAUGGAACAAAGUAUUCAACGGCUUAGUCCACAUGUUGUCAUCACAACAAACGCAGCUUGAAUCACUCGCAAAAGAAAGAAUUAUACUCGAAGAUCGAAUUAAGUUACAGAAUGAACGAUGGGUAUCUGAUAUUAAUGACUUUCAAGAACAGAUUUAUGAGAUGAAGAAGGAAUUUACUGUUCAAGAGAUGGAGCGUAUACUUGAGGUUGCGAAAUCGGAGUUUAUUGUUGGUUUGAAGCAACGAGAUGUUGCCAUGUUCAAAAGGAAGUUUGAAGAUGCAGAUAGUGAACUGGCUGACUUCAGAGGAUGGUUUGAUCUCCUCUCUCAAAAAUGCUCUGAGCUAAAUGAUGUAUCAAGGACUGAAACAAAUGAAAAACCAGAGACGAGAAAAAAGGCUUGGGAAGAUGAGAUGAGAAGGCUUAAAACAGAAAAUGAGAAGCUUACUUCAGAGAAAAAUUCUGAGAUUUCUGCCCUCUUGGCAGAAAAGAAUUUUAUUUGGAACCAAUUUAACAAACUGGAGAACGACAUGACUGAGCAAUUGAGGAGAAAAUGUGCUGAUCUUGAGCAUGCAAAUGGGAAAAUACAAGCAUUUACGAGGAAGAUUGAGGAACUGCAAUCGUCCAAUGCUAAUAAGGAUAAUACAAUUGCAACGUUAAGAACUCAAAUGGAUGAUACAAUUGCAACAUUAAGAAGUCAAAUGGCCAAAUUGGAGUCUGACUCCGUCAAAAAGAGUGAAGAGAUAUCCAAACUUUCCGCUGAACUAGUGUUGCUAAAGAAGUCUGGAAGUGCCUCUGUCACUCCUGUGCUGCGCCGCUCCACAAAUGGAUCAGGGCCUUCGAAGUUGAGAGGCACGUCUCGUGGGCCUUCAAAGUUGAGAGGCACGUCUCGUGGAAUGGAUCAGAGGAAUAUAACUGUCAAAGAAGAAAAGCAAUCUUCACAAGCCCUUGAAAAGGGACAGAGAAGUUCAAAACGGAAAGCAGGUAAUAGUAACUUGGGUGCUCCAAAUCUAUUCACGUCCUCAUUUAAGGUACCUAAAUUAAAAAUUGCAUCUCCCUGUGUAACAUGACCUCGUCACCAGAACUUUGGCGUGUAUCUAUAUUAGAUGAUAGGUUUUCGGUACAUAUGUUUGUUUAUUGGAUCUUGGAUCAAGAUUCUUGAUCAUCUGUACUGACCCUUGGGUCUUGGUUCUUCAAGCUAUGUAACAGUAGAUUGUAGUCAGUACUAGAUGUUGAUGUUGUAUACUAUUAUAGAUAGUCCAUGUAAGUUGUAACUAAUUUAGUUGCAAGAUUUCAUUGAACUUGGAGUAGUAAAUGAGGAUCAAUUGUUUGAUUUGUGCA
Capsicum annuum is the source of this 1488-nucleotide messenger RNA. Its product is annotated as spindle apparatus protein lin-5. The record is from RefSeq and is a predicted model, not a curated record. The transcript is spliced from 5 exons. Lineage: Eukaryota; Viridiplantae; Streptophyta; Magnoliopsida; Solanales; Solanaceae. Bases 108 to 1217 code for a protein of 369 amino acids.